GGUGCUCCAUCUGAACAAGGAAACCUACCAGACGCUCGGUCUCGACGGUCGAGUAUCGGAGUUUGCCGGCAAGCGAAACAGCAAAUACGCUUGAACGAUCGAUCAUGCCCAGACUGGGUCAACCGGUUCGGCUCGAGAAGCUUGCCCUCAAGGGCACCGCCGUAUGGCUUUGUCAUAUUGCCGAACUCCUAAUGCCGACGAUGCUCGUUCUGAGCAAACAAGACAGCCACGAAGGGCAAAGCUUUCUGAAAUCGAUCGUUUUUGAGCUACGCGAUGACUACGAUCACUGUAUCCCGGGGCAUUUGUAUGACGAGUUCGGGAAGGAGUUGAUCGCUCAGAUAUCGUGUCUGAUCGUACGGAUCAAGAAGGCACUGGACAUUCGGACGUCCAUGACAAAUUUCCUGUGCCAGAUGAACGUGGCCAACUCGAUGGCGGAGGUUUUGCUGUCGCGGAAGCUACAAGCCAUGCAGAUUGAUGAGUUACCAAAGACGAUGCGGCAUAUAUUCUACUCAAAGAUGAGCGAUCUGAAGGGAUUGCGAUACUUAAGUCUGGGCUCCAUGAGUGGAGGCUGGAAAACUGAGGACAUGGCGCCUACCAUUUUGAACGGGUUGAGCACUAUGAAGAAUUUGACUGGAUUGACGCUGAACUACGACUGCACGGAUAUUAUACUCCGGGCGAUGAUCAAGAACUGUCCCAACCUGGAGUACUUGGACAUUUCAAACUCCAAGUAUGUCACAAAUGACAGCGUUGAGAUUCUGGCCAAACUGAAAAAGCUGAAAGUAGUUAUUCUUAUGCGAACUGAUGUGACCCUCUCCGGUAUGAUCGAGCUUCUUGUCAAGGCGAAGAAUCUCACCGACAUCGGUCGGUACGAUCAACUGGGCCGUUGUCUGGAGUUUAUCGAACAGAACUAUCCGGAAAUCAAUCAUUUGAAGUUGCAAAAGUUCGAGACCCGCUUUGCGACAACUCGCCACAUUCAGCUUCUGGCAGAACUCUGCCCGGACAUGCGCCACGUGUCCAUCUUCCACAACAUGCUUCUCAUGGACCUGAUGACGCUAAUAGCCAUCAACAACCUCGCCGAACUGUAUCUUCUCUCGUGUGACUUCUUCGCCGAUCAAGUUCGAGACGUGCUCCAAGUCAAAGGAUGCAACCUGACCCACUUGCAUCUGGAACACGUCGAACAGAUGGACAUGAACGCUCUGGUCUACAUCAGCCAGUACUGUCCGGACCUGAAAACGCUUUCCCUGUACAACUGUGUCAUGAUCCCGUCUACGUCGGUGUUCCUUAGGCAAUAUGCUAUCCCACCGUUUAUGAACCUCGAACGGCUGGCCUUCAUAUGCGAGUGCCCUUUCCAACAUCUCGAAUUUAUCCUCAUGACUGCGUUGAAACUCAAAUUCCUUCAAGUCGGAACGCUAGCCUACACUAGUGACGAGAUGUUCGAGCGGAUCUUCCUGCGCAAUCCCCUGCAGUACUUGGAGGACGUUCGGAUUAUCCACUCGGACGAAAUGACGAUCGAGACGGCGUACCGAUUCGUUGAAAACUGUCCCAACCUGUUGCUGUUGAACGAGCUCGAGUGCUGGAAGAAGGUCAAGGACUACGAACUGAUGCAACUUCGGCAGAUGAUCAAGGAAAGGAACUAUGCCGUCCAUACGGCACCUCUCAGAAAAUAUGCUCAAGAGUGAAUCUUACUUUUAGACUUAGUAUGUUGUUGCACAUUUGUAUAUGAGAAGCUAUA
Ochlerotatus camptorhynchus is the source of this 1732-nucleotide messenger RNA. RefSeq names its product ribonuclease P protein subunit p40-like. Gene Ontology annotation, cellular component: ribonuclease MRP complex; SCF ubiquitin ligase complex; multimeric ribonuclease P complex. Lineage: Eukaryota; Metazoa; Arthropoda; Insecta; Diptera; Culicidae. Gene Ontology annotation, molecular function: ribonuclease MRP activity; ribonuclease P activity. The record is from RefSeq and is a predicted model, not a curated record. Gene Ontology annotation, biological process: tRNA 5'-leader removal; tRNA 3'-end processing; endonucleolytic cleavage in ITS1 to separate SSU-rRNA from 5.8S rRNA and LSU-rRNA from tricistronic rRNA transcript (SSU-rRNA, 5.8S rRNA, LSU-rRNA). The coding region runs from base 105 to 1679 and encodes 524 amino acids. The transcript has 2 exons.